AGGUCAGCGGCCCCCUGCGUCUCUUCCUCACUAGUCCUCGGAACUGGGACUCCCGUGAGGGUUUGAGUCUGACGCGGGGUGAGGCACAGCCUGGGACAGCCCGGUCCCAGAGCGCCCUGGCUACGCGAGGCCCCAGCCGUCGCCACCGCCCGCACGCGUUGCUGCGGCCUGUGCCCCGGAGAGCCGGGGGUCAUCGGUGCAGGCGUCAGUUCGUUCCUGUUCACGGUCCUCUUUACUACCAUGCCGCUGUACGAGGGCUUAGGGAGCGGCGGGGAGAAAACGGCGGUCGUGAUAGACCUGGGAGAGGCAUUUACCAAGUGUGGAUUUGCUGGAGAAACUGGUCCAAGAUGCAUAAUUCCUAGUGUGAUUAAAAAAGCUGGAAUGCCUAAGCCUGUCAAAGUUGUUCAAUAUAAUAUCAAUACAGAAGAAUUAUAUUCUUACCUAAAGGAGUUCAUCCACAUACUGUAUUUCAGGCAUCUGUUGGUGAAUCCCAGAGACCGUCGAGUUGUGGUUAUUGAAUCAGUAUUAUGUCCUUCUCACUUCAGAGAGACACUCACUCGUGUUCUUUUCAAAUAUUUUGAGGUUCCAUCUGUCUUGCUUGCUCCAAGUCAUCUGAUGGCCCUUCUGACUCUUGGGAUAAACUCUGCCAUGGUCCUAGAUUGUGGAUAUAGGGAAAGCCUGGUGUUACCUAUAUAUGAAGGAAUCCCAGUACUAAAUUGUUGGGGAGCCCUGCCCCUAGGAGGAAAAGCUCUUCAUAUGGAGUUGGAAACUCAAUUACUGGAACAAUGUACUGUUGACACAGGUGCUGCAAAAGAACAGAGUCUUCCUUCUGUGAUGGGUUCAAUUCCAGAAGGUAUCUUAGAAGACAUUAAAGUGCGAACUUGCUUUGUAAGUGAUCUGAAUCGUGGACUAAAAAUCCAAGCAGCAAAAUUUAAUAUUGAUGGAAAUACUGAGCGUCCUUCACCACCACCAAAUGUUGACUACCCAUUAGAUGGAGAGAAGAUUUUACAUGUCCUUGGAUCAAUCAGAGAUUCGGUCGUGGAGAUUCUUUUUGAACAAGAUAAUGAAGAGAAAUCAGUUGCCACUUUAAUAUUGGAUUCCCUUAUGCAGUGCCCAAUAGACACCAGAAAGCAACUAGCAGAGAAUUUGGUAGUCAUCGGUGGCACAUCUAUGUUGCCAGGAUUUCUCCACAGAUUGCUUGCAGAAAUAAGGUAUUUGGUAGAAAAACCAAAGUACAAAAAAACACUUGGCACCAAGACAUUCCGAAUCCAUACUCCACCUGCAAAGGCUAACUGUGUAGCCUGGUUGGGAGGAGCUAUUUUUGGAGCACUGCAAGACAUACUUGGGAGCCGUUCAAUCUCAAAGGAAUAUUAUAAUCAGAUAGGCCGUAUACCUGAUUGGUGUUCUCUUAAUAACCCACCUUUGGAAAUGAUGUUUGAUGUUGGGAAAGCUCAGCCACCUCUGAUGAAGAGAGCAUUUUCCACUGAGAAAUGAAAGUUUGAUUUAAUUUCAUCUUUGCUUCAUUUGAAACAUCCAAUCAAUUACAGGCAGAUUGUUCAAAGUAUAUAGGAUGCUGUUAAAGACUACGUCAGAUGAAACUGAAAGCUUUCUGUAAUUACUCUUUGUAUUAAUAUUUAAUUCUAUUGACUUUUAUUUCCCUUGGUUAGUGGUAAAAUGCUAGCUGAUGUUUCUGAAAUGUGUUGUGUUUAUAUCAAUAAAAUGCAGUAAAGCAGCUUAA
Molecule: messenger RNA, 1738 nt
Organism: Manis javanica (Malayan pangolin)
Lineage: Eukaryota; Metazoa; Chordata; Mammalia; Pholidota; Manidae
Gene: ACTR10
Product: actin related protein 10
Source: RefSeq, a predicted model, not a curated record